AUGGAACACAUAAAAUUUAUUGAUGGGUUUCAUAUAAACUGCUGCAACUCCGAAGAAACUACCGGGAUAUUGCUUCGAAAAUCAGAGGAAGAAACAGUGAGUACUCUGGGAUUACUCGAGAUUAAAUUAUUGGAGACUAAAAAUCAAUUUCUCACUCAACUGUUAGAAUCGGCGAAUGAAAAAAAUGAAAUUCUAAAAUUGAAUAAUGCCUUACUCCUUCAACGAAUACAGGAUAUCGAACGGAAAACAAAUGAACCGCAGAAAAACGCGAAUAAACAUCAUGAAUCUGUUGAUAACAAUUCCCAUCAUAAGGUUGUUAUACCAGUCAUUAAAAUCGACAAUUUGACAGAUUGUUCACCGGCAUCUGUAACUGAUGAUCUCAGAAAUAUGAUGCCAACUGAGAAUAUUCCUUCAAGCAGCUUCGCAACAGGAAAUCCUCCAAACAGAAACAGUAAAAGGAAGAUAUCCAAUUUAUCAAACCCAGUGUUAUUGCAUAAAAAUGAUCAGGGUAUGAAAUUGGAUCAAACUAAGAAUUUGCAUACUGAAAAACCAAUUGAUCGAAUUGAAGAACCAGAAAAAUUAUCCUGGACUCAGGUAGUCAAGAAAAAAACAGCGAAACAAAAACAAAGCACUAUGGCUGACCUUCUGAAGGAUGAAACAAACUCAAAUUCAAACGUUCAUCCGUUAGAAACGGCACAACGAGAAAAAAUGCAAGAAAUUAUAAACCUUGAUAAAUAUUCCGAAUGGAAGAAUGUUUCUUAUAAGGCUAGGACACAUCUUGUCAGUGAGAAUAAUCAUAAUAAGUCAAGCAAUAGCACAAAUCCUCAAAAGAAACGAAGAACUACGCAGAUUGGUACAGCACCAACCGCUGAACCUAGUGGAUCUGGUUUUCAAGGAAUGGAGAAGAAAGUUUGGAUUUUUAUAAAUCGCAUAAUGAAACAUGUCACAAUACAGGAUAUACAUAAGUACAUUGCAAGUAAACCUGGUUUUGAGGGCAACCAAAUAGAAGUGAGGGAGAUACCUGGGAAUCCAGAGGGUUUAAAAAGAUUUGUAGUGACAGCACCGUUAGUCCAUAAAGAAGAGAUGUAUAAGUCAGAGUUCUGGCCAAAUGGAGUCGGUAUUAAGAGAUUCAACUUCAAUAAGUAUAGAGAACAAAAUUUUUCCGUGAUGAGAGGAGAAGCAACAGUAAAAUAACGUUCAAAAC
Molecule: messenger RNA, 1204 nt
Organism: Harmonia axyridis
Lineage: Eukaryota; Metazoa; Arthropoda; Insecta; Coleoptera; Coccinellidae
Exons: 2
Coding region: 1-1194 (397 amino acids)
Source: RefSeq, a predicted model, not a curated record